Biomphalaria glabrata is the source of this 1472-nucleotide messenger RNA. RefSeq lists its product as uncharacterized. Lineage: Eukaryota; Metazoa; Mollusca; Gastropoda; Planorbidae. The coding region runs from base 261 to 1316 and encodes 351 amino acids. The record is from RefSeq and is a predicted model, not a curated record. The transcript has 8 exons.
CACCGCCCUUGUUCCACCUCCUACCCAUCUUUAAAUGGACAAACUUCUCAGUCCGAGAUUUCAUUUACGCUCAAGACCUGCUGAGAUCUCUUGCUUGAGCUCUACAUAUUUUCAUCCCCCUAUUUCUUACACUUUGGAUUGGUGUCCUAAAAGAUCUUGGUAGGAAAUCAAAGGAAUGUAUUGAGCUUCUUGAUGACACGUGACUCCUUUUACUGUUAUAAUAUCCACCUAAUCAUAAGACUAGAAUAAAGACUACACGGAUGGAUUUUAUUGAAAUUUCAACGCUGAUGCUCUAUGUGCUGUCUCACCUUACAGAUCCUUCUGUAAGUCAAGUUAUUGAUAUGUGUAUGCCUGCUCAAGAAACCAAUACCUACACUUUUGAUUUCCAAUUGAUUCAAAGACUCUUUGACCUGUCUGAGUUACAAAUAAUGAGAGAUGAAGUGGUGGUGUCCGUUGGCGAUACAGACUCCUCCUUCAUUGACUAUUUCGAGACGAUUGCUCAAACUGAUGUUUCCAGAGUUCUUGAUGGUAUGAUUUCGAUUCGACUCACGAUUCGCAAUGUCACAAGGCACGAUCAAGGAAACUGGAGAACCAAUUAUUUACAUAAUGGUAGAUUGUAUCAAUCUCCCGAGCUCAACUGUUAUCUGAAAACAUUUGUCCAACCACAAGACAUUUGGUGUCAGGCUAAACUCAACGGUGCAAUACUAGACGUUCGAUGCAACACUCAUAAAACAUUCCCACAAGCUCUAUGCGUAGUUAGAUUAUCAAAGGAUUCAACACAUGAGCUAGUACGUAUAGAUUACACACACGAAUCAUUCUUGGAAGAUACCAGCUCCUAUUUUCGGUCAACAUGUUUUAUAUCUAUAAAUAUUUCGAACUUAGCUCCAAAGGAAUUGGGCGUUAACGUCACAAUGUACCCAAAUGUUACUAACACACCGCAGGACUUGAACUAUGGAGAAGUUAAGUCUUUGCACUACAACCUAAUAGAACAACACGGAAUUGAAACACACACUUUAUGUACUGUACGAGAGUUCGUUGAUACUACCCCUGAGGCAGAACAAAAGACGGUGAACAUGAACCUUCCAUUAGAGAGCACUCUGUUUACGAAAUUAGUAACAGAAGAUAAGACGUCUCAUGAGGAAUCUUCUGAAUCAACAGAUUUAAUUAACGAGCACGCAUUUGUAACGAUUAGCUUAACUUGUGUAAUGCUUGUGUCCUUAGGACUCGUUGUACAUAAACUUGUCAUCUGUAGAAGGUUACGGAAACGCCAGAAUGAUCAAGACAACCAUUUCUACGAAGUAAUCGACAGCGCAUAAUAGGCACUUUAUUAUCAUGUAAAAAUACAUUAUAAAUCUUACAUAGUCCUGCCAUAGAGAAUGAAAAUUAAGAUGAAUGUUAGUUAUCGUUGUAAUAUAAUAAAUCAAUUCAUAACCUUAGAAACAAAACAUAUUCUUAUAAUUAAGCAAUUGAAA